Messenger RNA from Geodia barretti, 1626 nucleotides. NCBI's taxonomy places the organism in Eukaryota, Metazoa, Porifera, Demospongiae, Tetractinellida, Geodiidae. The record is from the annotation of a GenBank genome assembly.
AUGGCAGUGAAGAGCGACUUUUUGAUAGCGCUGACUCAGUUGGCCGCCGAACGUCAUUUGCCCAAGGAGCAGGUGCUCCAGGCAAUAGAAGUAGCAUUGGCAUCUGCAUUCAAGAAAGAUAAUCCAGUAGCUGGGCAAAACAUCACCGUUACCCUGAAUCCAAAUACCGGUGACGUGAGCGUAUUUGCUCUUAAGACUGUAGUUGAAGAUGUAGAGGAUACAUCCCGCGAAAUAUCCCUCCAGGAUGCUAUGGCCUUUAAGCGGAGCGCGGCGAUUGGUGACGAGAUCGCUGCGGCAGAACCCCUUCCUCAUAACGCCAGCCGCAUAGCCGCUCAGACCGCCAAACAGGUGGUUUUGCAGCGUCUGCGGGAAGCGGAGAGGGAGUUGCUGUACGAGGAGUUCCUGCAGCAUCGCCAGGAUAUUAUUACCGGUAUUGUGGAACAACUGGAACCUAACCGCAGCAUUGUAUUGGACAUGGGACGCGCCCAAGCCGUAAUGCCCGCAGACGAGCAGGUCCCGACGGAGAGAUAUAAGAAGGGACAGCGGAUAAAGGUUUUUGUUCUGGACGUGCGCAAUGGCGCCAAGGGACCCGAGAUACUGGUGUCCCGCAGCGACCGGAACAUGUUGAAGCGCCUCUUCGAAAUUGAGGUGCCCGAGGUAUAUAACGGCACCGUGGAAAUCAAGGCCAUUUCCAGGGAUGCGGGAUUCAGGAGCAAGGUAGCCGUUCAUUCUACACAAGAUGGUGUGGACCCGGUAGGUGCCUGCAUCGGCCUACGUGGCAAUCGCAUUCAGAGCAUUGUUAAUGAACUGCAGGGUGAGAAAAUUGACGUAGUUCCCUGGGAGGCGGAUCCCAGAGCCUUUAUUGCUAAAUCAGUUAGUCCGUCCGAGGUAGUCCAUGUCGAACUGGAUGCACCGGAGCAAACCGCGAUAGUAGUUGUACCUGACAGGCAACUGUCCCUGGCCAUAGGGAAAGAAGGUCAGAAUGCCCGUCUCGCGGCUCGAUUGGUUGGAUGGCGUCUGGAUAUCAAAGGCCUGACCGAAUGGGAAGAAAUUAAAGAGACUCGCCAGCGGGAGUUGGAGGAAAGAAGUCGGCUAGCAGCAAUUGAGGCUGCGGCCGCGGCCGCGGAAGUUGCCGCAGAGUCUGAAGCAGAAGCUUUGGAAGCUGUCGCAGAGGCGGAAGCGAUCAUUGCCGACACAGAUCCGGCUGAAACUAGCCAGGAAACUGUUGCCGCAUCCGCUUUGGAAGAAGCUCCUUCUGUUGCUGAAGAGUCAGAUGCAACUGCAAUCGCAGAAGUCGAAGUUAUUGACGAAGAGGCUCUUCUGGAAGCUUUGAUUCGUGAUGAAGAGGAAGUCGAAGGUGCAAUCGCUGAGGAUAGCGACAGCCUGAGUGUUGACGCUUUGGCUUCUUUCACCCUUGACGGUGUAAUGGAAGAGGACGACGAAGAGGCCGAGGAAGAGGAACUCUUUCCUGAUUUGCCCGAAGUACCUAUCCUUACACCUGAUGCCGGUAAGAUUCGCUUCGCCGAAGACCUAGUCGGCGAAAGUCGGGGCGGCGGGCGCGGCGGGCGGCGGCGUAAUACCGGUGGAGGCGCGGGCCGAGGAGCCCGUCGUGGCGGCGGCAGGUAA